UCCUGGUAACACUGUCAGUGAUGUGUCCAGUCAGACAUCUGGGGAUCUGAAAACUGAAGAACAAGACAUCAUAAUGAAGUCAAAGAAAGAAGAAGAACAGCCUGAUGGAAGUGACUAUAACCACCCACAGGUACUUGUGAGACAUCAACUCUAACAAGAAUGGGCUGACAUGGAAAUACAACGAUUUGAGUCAGAGAGUUUGCUAGAAGCUACCUCCUCCUAUACCAUUGAGAGACAGGACUUAAAGAAGAAAUUAAAUCAAGCCCUAAGUCAGAACAAGACAUCAUAAUGAAGUCAAAGAAAGAAGAAGAACAGCCUGAUGGAAGUGACUAUAACCACCCACAGGAUAAAAUUGCCAUGCUAAAACCAGAAACACAAACGAUGAAAGAUCAGAAAGAAAAGAAAUAUCUUGAGGACACUGAAAUUACAAAAGAAAAAGAUGAUCUUCAAAAGAAAACAGUGAUUAAGGAAACAUCUACAAAAGUAAUGUUCCAGCAUGGUGGACAGCUUGACUUCCUGACAUCUGAGAAUACAAUGCUACAUUCUAAGUUGCAGAAUGAAAAAGCAAGCAGAGAAAGAUUGGAGACAGAAGUUGUAUCAGACAAUUCUAGACUAUCUACUGCUACCCGUGAUCAUGAGCAAAGUCAGGCAUCAGAAAGAGAACUAGGAUUUGCUUUCCAUAGUCUUAGAGCAAGAAAUGAGUGGUUUCUGUCUAAUCAGGAAGAAAACAUGAGCAUUCUUUCUCGACAGCUUUCUAAAGCUGAAGGUAAAGUCAGUAGCCUGGAAAUUGAGCUGAGUCACACCAGAGAUGCCCUUAGAGAAAAGACUUUGGACUUAGAAAGUGUGCAAAGAGACCUAAGCCACAUACGCUGUCAAAAGAAGAACAUUGAACACAAGUAUGAGAACAAACAAGAUAAACUGAAUAAAUACAUCAGAAAGCAGGAGUUCUUAGAAAAGAGAUUAUCUCAACUACAAAGUGAAAAUGAGUUGCUCCGACAGCAACUGGAUACUGCUCAGAACAAAGCUAAAAAUGAACUCCAAACUGAAAGGGAAAAAUGUCUUACCCUAGAAGGAAGGAAUAAAGAAUUACUCGACGAUUUUAAUCAUCUCAAAGAAAGAAUGACUCAAGGUGAAAAUGAGAAAAGAGAACUAGAAGUACGUGUGAGACACCAACUCCAACAAGAAUGGGCUGACAUGGAAAUACAACGAUUUGAGUCAGAGAGUUUGCUAGAAGCUACCUCCUACUAUACCAUUGAGAGACAGGACUUAAAGAAGAAAUUAAAUCAAGCCCUAAGUCAGGUUGUUGAUCUUUCAAGAAAACUGGAAGUUUCAACUUCAGAAGUCAGAAACCUUAAAACUCACCUGGCAAGGAUUUCACUGGAACACAGUAAGCUGGAAGAGUACAGACGGGACACUGAAGAAAGAGCAAGACAGAAAACGGUAGAAAAAUUAAAAGAAGUCGAUUGGUUUUUACAGGUUAAUUUAUUAAUCUGUAAUGUGCCUUAUUUCAUCUCCCUGGAGAUUACAUUUUUGAUGUAUACAUUUAUCUCUAUUUCCUCUACUUUUAUGACAGUUGGUUUCAUAGAUUUCUGGAAGGAAGGUAGCAUGUGUUUCUCCUAA
This is a messenger RNA of Manis pentadactyla (Chinese pangolin), 1620 nucleotides long. Its product is annotated as ankyrin repeat domain-containing protein 26-like. Bases 289 to 1620 code for a protein of 443 amino acids. Lineage: Eukaryota; Metazoa; Chordata; Mammalia; Pholidota; Manidae. The transcript has 7 exons. The record is from RefSeq and is a predicted model, not a curated record.